Messenger RNA from Rotaria socialis, 441 nucleotides. The record is from the annotation of a GenBank genome assembly. Lineage: Eukaryota; Metazoa; Rotifera; Eurotatoria; Philodinida; Philodinidae.
AUGACUAUUUACACAGAUUUCAAUGCCAUUGUUAUUAUUAUUCUAGAUCAUUAUUCAAAUAAAGCCAAUAUUUUCUUGGAAAUGGCUUCUAAUGAGCAAGCAGAUGAAACUCAAAGAAUGCUAGGUCAAUUUCAAAUGAAAAUGAUUGACAUUCAAACAUCACUGAGAAAAUCAACAACUCAAGUAGAAGGACUUAAACGUGAUAUUCAUCGGUCAAAGUUAACAGAUAAAGAAAUAAAUACAAUUGAUGAAAAUACACCAAUGUUUAUUUCAGUCGGACGAAUGUUUGUUUUAAAUAAGAAAUCUGAUGUUUGUGAACAAAUCGAAAAUAAAAUAAAACUAUGCGAAAAUGAUAUAAAAAAGCAAGAAGGAACAAAAUCGUAUUUAGAAAAACAAUUACGUGAAUGUGAAUUGCAAUUUAAAGAAAAGUUUUCUGUAUGA